AUGGGCGUUGGUAAGCCUUCAGGAACAGUGAUGGUGGUGAAGCUACCAGUGAAUGAAACGAGCGUUUCUCCAACGAAACCAUUUGUCCCACCGCCGAGUUCCAACAAGAAACUGCUCGAGUAUAUGAGAAAUAAGAACAGAUCAACUACACCUCCACAAACGGUUGAAAAUAUCACAGAAGCUGUGUACAAUGUGUCAAUCGUGCCUGUUACGGAGUCCUACGAGGUUCGAAAAGUGAAGCUGGAGGAGCUGAUGAAUUCC
Molecule: messenger RNA, 261 nt
Organism: Ostertagia ostertagi
Lineage: Eukaryota; Metazoa; Nematoda; Chromadorea; Rhabditida; Trichostrongylidae
Source: the annotation of a GenBank genome assembly